Molecule: messenger RNA, 3217 nt
Organism: Ceratina calcarata
Lineage: Eukaryota; Metazoa; Arthropoda; Insecta; Hymenoptera; Apidae
Product: UPF0505 protein C16orf62 homolog
Exons: 18
Coding region: 260-3178 (972 amino acids)
Biological process (GO): endocytic recycling
Cellular component (GO): endosome
Source: RefSeq, a predicted model, not a curated record
AAUAUCAGGUACUAUCUGAUACUAUUCAUAUACUACACGGCCCACGGGUACUGCUACUCUUUACUAGCAUUUCCUCGGUGAUGCAUGUUUAAAAUCACGUUCAAAAUGCUGUCACAGUAUGUCAGUAUUAGGUUAAUUAGGUAUAUUGUGAUCUGAUGACUUGAACAGUAUUGUCGAUAUUGUCUGUGAAAGAUCUCCGUCAAUCGUUUUAUACUCUACAACUGGAUUCUAUUAAAAUAGCUUGUGUGAAUUUAAAAAAAUGACGGAAGUAAACUGGAUCGCGAAACCUAUGAAUUAUAAUGCAGUGCGACAUAUAUCUUUAGAGGAGGUGACAGAACAUCCCUUAAAACCUGUCACUGUUAUGUUAAUCGAUGGCCGAACCGGAACAAAACGUAAUGUUUUAAGAAGUACGAGUACCAGUUCAACUGCUACACCAACUCCGACUCAUACACCAAUACCUGGGAAUUCAUUGAUAGACCCGUUGUUGAACCACUCAUCCCUUGAUGGCUCAGACCCUCUUUCGCAAUUUGCCAAGGAAGAAUUAGAUCCUCUGUCUAAAAUGGCUGCAGAUGAGUGGGAUUACUCUUCGACUGUGGUGACCAGUGGUAAAAGAAGUACAGACACUGCUGAAGAAUUGUUAGAACCGUGGUCCGCGAAACGUACCGCGAUAUUAAACAAGUACACAACAUCGAAGAAAGUACAGAUGUUCUUUUUCGUGAAGAAGUCUUACCCAGGCGGUGAAAAAGUCAUUUCAAUUCAAUCAGUCAGUAGAGUGUCUGAUAAAGUACAAACGAGACUCCAGCAGUUAGAUGAUUUCGAGGAGGGGGCUGUCAAGACGGUGAUGGAUUUGUCCCAACAACAGUACACCGCAAAAAUCGAACAAUUAAACAACGAGCUCGUUGCAGCGUGGCAUUCCGAUCAAAGAGUCAAAGCGCUUAAAAUAGCAAUUCAGUGUGCCAAACUAUUAGGAGACACAGUCACUGAGGAUUUUUAUCCGAGCAAGUUUGUCCUCAUCACAGAUAUUUUAGAUAUUUUUGGAAAGCUCGUUUACGAGAGAUUAAAAGUCAAAGCUGAAUACUACAAGCCAGGAAGCAAAGUACCCACGAGUUUACCUGACAAUUUUACGCCCGACAUGGUGCCUGAAAACGCGAAGGAAACGUGCAGAAAUUGGUUUUAUAAGAUAGCAUCGAUAAGAGAACUGAUUCCUCGUCUGUAUGUAGAAAUGGCAAUAAUAAAAUCUUACAGCUUCUUAACGGCAAGCGAAUUCAAUGCAGCUUUGCUGCGCAUAUCGCGGAUGAUAAGAGGCAUUGGAAAUCCGUUGAUAGCUGUGUAUGCAAGAUGUUAUUUGUGUCGUGUGGGAUUAGCUUUGAAUAAAACGUCUGAUUUUCAAUUUGUAAGAGAAAACUUUUACGAUUUUCUCUUUAUAUAUAACGAAGAACGCACUCAAUGCUUAUUAAAUACAAAUCUUUACUCGCCAGCUUUGGAUUGGAUAUUGCAAGUAUUGGUAGCUACAAGCUCUGAGAGUUUUUUAGAUCAGAUAUUAGUCCGAUGCAAACAUAUACCGACCAAUUCGAUAUUACUGAACAGCAUUUUAACAGCAUUUAAACCUUCGUACAUCGCAGUACGUGCGAUGGAGUUCGUCAAUCUGAUAAGUUCUAUCGAAGAAGGAGAGGAUUCCCCGGCGCAUCUUUUGUAUCGAAGCUUAGGCGAACGUCUCAUGCAGGAAUCACCGCCUAAAGAAGACUGUCCGCCAAUUCUUAACAUGGUGUGGAAAUACAUAACGCACGUGAAAGAUCCGAACAAAUUUAUACACUGCGCGGAGGUCUGGGUUCAGUUCACUGCUCUUCACUUCUCUGUGAACGAACUGAACACGUUCUUUGGGAAGAUAAUCGAUCGACUCGGCCCGAACAAAAGUUUCGAACAUUUCUAUCCGCAGUUGCAAAACAUCGUCGAGAAAGUGAUAUCCCACACACAAGAUUUCGAAUCGCUACUCACCAUGGAUAACUUUUUACCUUUAAUAGACUUGUUUCACAAGGAAAAUAUUAAAGUCGAGGUUUGCAAGACUCUUAUAGAAAGUUUAAGCGCUCAAACCAGCGGCCCCAUCACCGAUCCGAUUACUAUAAAUGCUCUUAUGUUCAUUGCUAGAAUAAUGCACGACUCAGUUAGUGCCCUCACAGUUGAGGACGAGAAACGACAAAUCGGUCAGCUUAUAUGCAGUUUAGUACAGCGCGUUGAUUACGGUCGCGAUUUCGAGAAGCAGCUGAAUUUUUACGCCGAAGCUAGAGCGGCUUUUCCGAAUCUCGACAGCGUCCAUAUACAACUCGUCCAGUGCGUAAAUAGAUUAUCAGUUGACACUCGGAAGAUCGUUCGUGGACAUCACACGAGAAGAACUUCAGCGUUCGUGCGUGCUUGUGCAGCGUUUUGUUUCAUUACUAUUCCAUCGUUGACAUUGGUGCAUACCCGGCUUCAGUUGUAUCUCCUCUCGGGCCAAGUCGCACUUCUGAAUCAAUGCUUAGGUCAAGCUGACUCGUGUUUCAAGGCUGCGUUGAGUUUGGUCCCAGAGAUGCCGAAAACGAUAGACAUAGACGGGAGACAGAAGAGCUCACAGCCUUAUUUACUUUCGUAUUUGUCAAACUUUUUAUCAACAUUGUUAGUUGUACCGGACAGUCCAGAGCAUGGUGUUUUAUAUUUAAUGAGGGGUUUGCUCAACGCCGUUCAAAGAUGUUUCGAAGAGAAUACGUCGAUGAAAACUUAUUUAUAUUUGCGUGUACUCGAUUUGUUAUCCACGAUCGUUCAAGAGAAUUAUCCGUAUCAGGUUGACAAGGUUGAUUCGAACGAUAAAUUGUACGGAUCCGAUCAGAAAUUUAUAAGCGAAGUUAACAAAAUGAGUUCGAAGAUCGUCGAAGAGAUUCUGGCUCAUUUAAAAUAUCUCGGAUCCACCGAUCAGCUUGAGAAGCAAGUGGCCCUCGCGUUCGAGCUUUUCAAUUGUUUCGUUAUCAGAGCGGACUUACGCGAUCCGCAAUUGGCGCACAUGGCUGUGAAUUUGUGGAAUUUAACACAGCGACAUGGUUCCGUGGAUCAGAAAGUAAAGAUGAAAAUGAUAGCUUAUAUGGUGCAGAAGAGUCAUCAGAAGGAGUACGAACAUUUCGGAGAUAUUUUAAAAAAGAUGUUAAAAUAAAUGUAUAGUUAUUAAUUUAUUAAAGAUCAAAGCUACGUA